Molecule: messenger RNA, 5273 nt
Organism: Portunus trituberculatus (swimming crab)
Lineage: Eukaryota; Metazoa; Arthropoda; Malacostraca; Decapoda; Portunidae
Gene: l(3)mbt
Product: lethal(3)malignant brain tumor-like protein 3
Biological process (GO): regulation of DNA-templated transcription
Cellular component (GO): nucleus
Molecular function (GO): zinc ion binding; protein binding
Source: RefSeq, a predicted model, not a curated record
CAGUGAGGAGUGGCACUGGAUCGCCCCGUGUGCCUCUAAUGCCUCCUGUCAUCUCACACAGCCUUGCCAACACCUUUGAUGCUGUGCUGGCCAGUUACUUGCCUCUGAUGCUGUGUGGGAGAGCCAGUGCUGAGAUUAAGCUGGGGAUGUAGAAGCCACAAUGGCUGACCAGCCUGUGCCAGAAAAGCCCGCCAGUAAAGUGGACGCCAAAAGUAAGGAGCCGCAGAAGUUCCUCUACCUACAACUCCAGCAGGACAGAACAGGUGAUGGGACUGGCCGGGUGGCAACCUUGGUGGGUGGCCGAGGGGGCACUGGUCCGGCCCACUUCAUCCCUCUGACGGCCAAACUCAACUCCAUCUCAGUGCUUGGUUCUGGGCCGAGAGCUUCCCGCCCUGCCGUGUCCGUGGCCACCCCUCGCUCCCCGGCAGGCAGCAGGAGGAACAGUGGCAGUGGAGGUAGCACUGCGGUGGUCACCAUGGCAACAGGCCGGCCGGUGGUGGCUACAGCAGUGAGUGUGGCACCAACAAGGUGUACUGCCAUGACAGCCUCUAGCCCCAGACCCAUGAUUGCCUCGCCAGUCACCACCGUGGCUGCCAAGUCUGGCAGCUCAGCCCCCAUCGUGCGCAAGGCUCACACCAAUGUCAUGGUCUCCUCAGGAGUAGCCCGGCCAGCCUCCUCUCCAAACACCGCCACCAUCACAGUGCUGGGGGCAGGGGGCAGCCUCUCAGGGUCAGCUCCUCCAGUGCUGCGACCCAACACAUCCCAGGGCACCUCACCUCACCCACCAGUCAUCCUGCACACUUCUAAGGUCCCACAGCCGGCCUCCCCUUCUACAGGUGGUGGCAAGGGCAUGUCCCCUCGUCUGGUGCCCAUUCCCAUCACUCAGGUGCGGACAGGAGUGAGCAACAAGGCAGUGCUCUCCUACAGUGCAUUGCUACAGGCAGGGACAGGGGCUGGGGUGGGUAGCAGUGCAGGCAACACCAGCAGUAACAGUGGUGGCAACAGUAACAACACCAAGAAGGAAGGCCACUCCUCCCCACAGCCUCUCCUUCUGCAGGCUGCCUCUCCUGCUGCAGUGAAGGGUGCUGGAACGAUCACCAAGGCAGGCGGCGCCACCAUCAGCAUCAUCACAGGGAAGGGUGGCAAGCAGGGCGGCAGUGUGUCAGCGGCCAGUGCCAAGCCCGUCAACAUGCUGGCCUACAAUCUGGGCCAGACUAAAUCUAAUAUGAUCAACUUUAAGAUCUCCAAUGGCCAGAUACAGGCAGACAACCUCCAGUCAAUGGAUGCAGUGUUACGGGAGACUCGACCAAUCCAGGGAGGGAAGAGGACGGAGGAGAGGAAGGAGGCUGCCAAGGUGAUGGCUGGCACUGUGCUGGCCCAUGCUGUGGGGACUGGCUCUGUCACCGUCUCCGUCACAGGGUCAGUGCCGGCCACCCUCAAGAUUCCCGAGCCUGUCAUAGUGCCAGUCACUGUGCCGCUGCCCCAGUCAAGCUUUGAGCCAGUGUCCAGCUCUGUGCCAGAACAGGACUCCUUGUCACACCUCAGGGAUGUCACUGUCACCCCUGCCAGGAGGGAGCAAGAGGACCUCCUGCAGAGGGCAGUAAGCACCCUGGGGAAUGCUCUGGAGGAGGAAGGAGAGGAGGAGGAGGAGGCCCACAACUUCCACGGUCUAAGAGCUCCUCUCAACUUUAGCAUGGAGGGUGAGGAGAGCAGGACAGAGGCGGGGGGCAGUGACAGGGAGGCAGGCAAGACAUGGAGUGUGCCCAGCAGGUCUCAGGAACCGUCCAGAGACACAAGUCCGGUGGUGGAAGAAGAGAUCAAGGUGAAGCUGGAGGACGGGGUGGUGGAGGUUCCUGCCUUGAAGAAUGAGGGCACUGCAGCCUUCCUCACCAAGCCACUGGUGUCCAAGAGCAGUGAGGACAUCAAGCCAGAGCUGGUCAAGUUCUCUGACGUCCUGAAGUGGGAGGAUGGUGUUGGGAAGCUGGAUGGAAGUGGACUGAAGUUUAAGAUGAAUGAGUUCAAUGCGGUGGAGAUAGUAGAGGAUAGAGACCUGGAGGAGCUCAAGAUACAGCAGAUCAAGAGGGUGGAGGUGUCCACCAGGCACCACGCACGCAAGCCAAACUACCGAGACAUGGUGAAGGACGAGGACAUCUUCUCAGACAACUCCCAAGACUCAGAGCCACAGGGGAACCGGCCCUCCAAGGAGUCCUAUGACAUCUGCUGCUGCAAGAACUGCGGCUGUUACGGACUCAGCUCAGAGUUCUUCAGGGACAGCAGCUUCUGCUCCACUGCCUGUGGGGAUGAGCAUGACGCCAGAGAGCUUGAGUGGGGCAAGGAGCGCAUGCGUCAGGAGAAGGAGCGGCAACGAAGAAAGCGCCUCCGCCAGAGUGAGAAGGCCGAGGAGGACCAGGGUGGAGAGGGCCAGAGUGACGGGGAGGAGGGUGGAGCCGGGGUCAGCGAAGACGACAAGGAGGAGGACGGGCCGGGUGGCAAUCGUUUCCAGCACCCAUGGCAGGACGGGAGGAACAGCUUCUCCUGGGUGAAGUACUUGGAGCAUUGUGGGAGGGCCAAGGGCCUGGCCAAGGCUGCCCCACUCAAGUUGUGGCAGCCGUUUCCUUUUGGUCGUAACCUGUUCCGCGCCGGCAUGAAGCUGGAGGCCAUCGACCCAUGCCAUCAGUCCCUCUUCUGCGUGAUGACUGUGGCAGAGAUCAUCGGCCACCGCCUGCGCCUCCACUUCGACGGUUACUCGGAGCAGCACGACUUCUGGGUCAAUGCUGACUCUCCCAACAUCUUCCCAGCUGGCUGGUGUGAGAAGAAUGGCCGCCAGCUGGAGCCGCCCUUCGGAGUGAUUGGCUUCUCCUGGAAGGCCUACCUGGAGCACUGCAAGGCUCAGGCGGCGCCACGCCAGGCCUUCAUAGGUAAGGCGGCGCCCUCAGUGGUCACCCCAAACAACUUCCGUGUGGGAAUGAAGCUUGAGGCAGAGGACCGCAAGAACAUGUGGGUGUGUGUGGCAACGGUGGCGGAUGUGCUGGACAACCGCGUGCUGAUCCACUUUGACGGGUGGGAGAAGGCGUACGAUGUGUGGAACGAGGUGUCCUCACCGUACAUCCACCCGGUGGGCUGGUGUGCGGAGAACGGUGUGGUGCUGCACCCCCCCAAUAACUACCCCAACCCAGAGAGCUUCAACUGGCAUGAGUACCUGCAGGAGACCAACUCCAUGGCAGUGCCGGCCAGGGCCUUCAAGACACGGCCGCCCAGGGAGUUCAGGAAGGGCAUGAAGGUGGAGGCAGCGGACCGGAGGAACCCGGCGCUGAUCCGCGUAGCGACGGUGGUGGAGCUGCAGGACUACCAGGUCAAGGUACACUUUGACGGCUGGGGUGACGAGUACGACCUGUGGAUGGACGACGACUCCUCUGACCUGCAUCCCCCUUCCUGGUGCUCCAAGACCUCCCACCCCCUGCAGCCGCCCCUCACACCGGAGCAGCAGGCGGAGGACGUGGACUCCGGCACUGGUUGCGGCACUCCCGGCUGCAAGGGUGUGGGCCACAUCAAGGGCCCAGUGUACACCACGCACCACACUGCCUAUGGCUGCCCAUACUCCCUCCAAAACCUCACCAAGGACCCCGAGAGCUUCAUCGCCGACCGCCUGCAGCCGCCACCAGAGAGGAAGAAGUGCAAGUCAGCAGCCCCCAAGGUGCAGCUGGACCUGCGGCCGGUGGGGGCGGCCCGGGACUCCACCAAUGACACAGAGGAGUCUGAUGGCCAGAAGAAACGCAUCAGGAAGAGGAGAAAGUUCUUUGAUGAGCUGAGUCCUCCAGAACCCAACAGACCACAAAAAGUACCCAAGCUGGCCCCUGAGGAACCCCGCAUGUUGGGCCCAACCGGCCCCAUGCCAUCACUAACCCCAGGGCAGCCCCCAGCCAGCAUGGCUCCCACUGCCCCAGCCCCUUCAACCUCCUCCACCCAGCAGUCCUCCAUGGGUCCCCUUCCUCAGCCCCUCCCCCCACCACCUCAGGCAGACCCUGGUGUGGACAUGAUGGUGCACCAGUCUGUGUUCAACCCCGGCUACACGCCCCACCCUGUGCCGCCACCCCCACAUUCUUGGGAACGCCACCGCCACCUCACUGCCCCGCUGGGGGAUGCACGGCGCUCCGAGGUGGAGGCGUGGAGCCCUGACCAGGUGGCAGACCUGGUGGGGCGCAUCCCGGGGUGUGAGGGUGUGGCGGCGGUGUUCACAGAGCAGCAGAUAGACGGUGAGGCGCUGCUGAUGAUGACCCAGAAUGACCUGGUGAGCCUCCUCAACAUCAAGCUGGGCCCGGCCGUCAAGAUCAUGGCCGUCAUCAUGUGCCUCAGGAACUCCCCUUGAGGCAGCGGUGGCGGCACUGGUGGUGUGGCAACGGGCAGCUACGAGGAGACUUUGCCUGUGAUAUUUCUGGUGAAGCUCAAUUUAUAUUAGCGUGACAAUGCGACUUGGAAUUUUUUGUUUAGCAGGUAGUGUGUACAGUUUGCAAUACAAGUCCACAUUCCAGGGUAUAAGUUAUGGUGUGGGGCAGGCGUCCUCCUCCUCCCUGUCCCUACCAGUCUCUGCCCCGGGUAUCUCGCUGCUAGUCAUGCUCCUACAUCAGCCGUGGGCACGCGCUGGAGGGCCCAGCUGUGACUGAGCCCUGGUGGUGGUGGUGGUGGUGAAAAUGUGAGUGGCAGGCUGUCACUGCAUGCUCCUCAACAUACUGUGACAUCUCAACACAAGACAAUCAGACAGACUGACUGAGGUUGACUUUUACGGAUUACAAUUACUGAAACGGCAGAACGUAACAUGUGUUCCUGUGAUUCUCAUUACUUUGGUGUGUACAUAGUGGAUGUGUUUUGUAGGCUAUUGUGUGUGUGUGUGUGUGUGUGUGUGUGUGUGUGUGUGUGUGUGUGUGUGUGUGUGUGUGUGUGUGUGUGUGUGUGUGUGUGUGUGUGUGUGUGUGUGUGUGUGUGUGUGUGUGUGUGUGUGUGUGUGUAGGAGUAGGGGCAGCCAUCCUCCUCCAGCCUCUCUCUGUACAUACAUGACAUGCCCCAGGUUACAGGGGGUAUCUGUGAUCUCAUAGGACUCACUUUCAUAAUACUUUUCAAUACAAGUUAUACCUUAUGAAAUAUUGCAAUGCUCCAAUUGUUCAAAGUCAGCCAAGUUCCCUACCUUGAGAUUACAAUGAUAAUGUAUAUAAGUAUGCAUCAGCUCAGCUGGUAUAUGUACUAUAUAUGUAAUAAUUAUGCAUAAAUGGCUUGAAAUA